CCUCGUACCGUACUUCUAUUAUUUUAUUCUUCUCCGAUACAUCCACACUUAACAAAUCGGUAGGAAACUAAUCUUUACAACACCGAACGCGUCGAGGAACGAAUUAACAACAAAGGCAGGAACCAACUGACAUCAACUAUUCCGAAUAUACUUGACAGACUUAGAUAAAGUCUGCGUACACCGCGCUGUGUUUCGGGAGUGUACUAGUAUUCCUCGGUGCAAAGACGAGCGGAAUCGACCAGAACAUGGCCUUCGAACAAAGCCUCGACGCGGAUCGAGUUGAUGGAUUCAAUAUCUUUUCGGCUUUUGUACGCGUGCCCCUACUCGUCCUUGGUGGAAUUUUGGGAGCAGAUGGAUCUGCCAGUGCGAAUGCGAUGGGCAGUGAUUCGUUGAUGGGUCCUUGCCACGGAAAGAGCAUCGACGACGAUGAAAAUGACAGCACCACUCCGACAAACAACUUGGAUGAGCACUCUCGGGGGGAAGCAAUGGACUGCACGAAACUACUCAAUCAACAAGAGAUGACUAAUGCAGCGAGUGCGGAUAUAGGUCCUUUGGAAAGAGACACCACUGAUGUGAGACAGGAAAACAGCCUGAACAACACGGAGAUAAAACAGACCAAAAACCUGAGCUGGUCCGACGAAAGCGGGCUUCCGCUAGUCUACGAAAACGAUGAGGUAAGACGACAAGCACCAUUUUGUUUUAUUUCGUUUUUGCAUGCAUCAAGAAGCAUUUCAUUCUCCUGCGGAAAAGGAUUGUUUCUGUCGUCGUGGAUGAACAGGACAUACAUUUCGCGAGAUCAUCGUGUAAAGAAGGUGCCUCCUGUUCGCUAGAGUGAAAUAAUGUGAAAGACGAAAUCAAGACGACCCGUUCGAUUAUGCCCGUCAUUUCUUUUGACUAAGCCGACUCGAAUAAAAAAGGUGUCAUGUGAAAGCUAUUUCAGUCUUUUAAUUUUUCUUUUGAGUGCGUCAUGGCCGCAAGUGUCACGUCGAUUCAGAAUUUCUCGGUUGUCACUAAAACAAUUCGGUACUUAUUGAUUGCUUCCGAUCCCGAGGAGUACACCACACGAUUGUCAGUCCAAUGAUUGCAAAAGCUUCACUUGUGUCUCAUUUGAAUUUUCCGAACCUCCGUACGAUGCAAAUGCGAAACUCCCUCGUCACGGUUUCCGGGGUUGAAUUGCAUGAAUGAAUGCAAAUCAUCGACAUCAAUAAUCGUAUCCUCAAUUGACCAUUUCUUCUGCACCGCACUCAAAACACCAUUUCAUUUUUGUCUUCUGUACAUUUGUGAUACUUGUGCCAACGUUUGAAUAAUGGGAAACGAACAGAGUGUAUUGCAUCAUGAUCCCAACAGCAACCCGUACGCGUCAGCAACUGCGAAACCAACGAAGUCAGCCAUGAGGAAAUCGAGAUCAAUCCGGCACGUGGCUGGUAGACUCGCACACCAAGAAAGAAUUACCCCUGCUGGUACUUCGAGAUAUAUUCCAAACAUGAAACCGAGAGCAACUGGAAACGGAUUGAUAAUGCCAACAAGACCCUAUGGAGGACACCCAUCGGUAGACAACAAGGCAAACGGUACGAAUGGCGCGGAGAUGUCUCCUCAAUGGGGCUGGUACAUUAACACGACACCUCCCACUCCCGAAUUGUAUUACAAACACUCGGCUUCGUGUUCUACUGCGGUAAGGAAGCAGGUGUCAGAGAAGGCUGUUCCUACAGCUUCCGGCAUUACCGAUGGGAAGCCAUGCCAAAAUCGAGUCUUUCAGGACCUACAAAAUUCCACCAAGACGAAUCCAAUGGGAGGUUGGACGAGUAUUCCAAUAUGAAAACAUUUGCGUAAUCGAAAGAAGUAUACGGAGACUUGGAAUGAAUAUUCCGACGCAUGGAGUUCGUGGCUGAUGCCCUGUGAGAAAACUGCCGGCAGAGCAUCCCGAGGGUAAAAUGACUAAGCAUUCUUCAGUAAGCUCUCAACAGAAGCAAAAGCUUAAACUCAUUCUUUUGACAGAAUAGAUGCCAAUUGACCGAACUCAUGACGAAAAAGUCAAGAUCACUUUUUCGGGGGGAAUGCUUUGUGCUUAUCUCCCUGUGCAGAUUUAGUACACCCAAUCACUUCAAGUAUUUUUUUAACGUAAGCAGUGGCUGCGAAGAGAUAUGAUUUUGUAAUAGAAUCUUUAUCUAUCCUAAAAAAAUACCAUAUUUUUACAAUGCUAUUUCGAGAAGAGAAAAUGAUGCAUUUCGUUGAAUCGACUCUCUUUAAAGUUCUUGCUCUUUUUCAUCAGUGGUGUCUUCAUUUGUAUCGAGAUCCUCGUGAUCCUCAUCCUCACCGCCGUUCUCUGACCAACCUUCCCACUCGUCUUCUUGUAGAACAGGAAUGUCGUACUUCUUUUCAAGGCCUCUCCAGAGCUUUUCUUUCUUGUUGCGGUAUUUGUAAGCAACAUACCGAGCAUUAUUUUCGUCUCCAUCAAGCAUCGAACCAGGUAAGACAUGUUUGUAGUAAGCAAGCAGUCUUCGGGUGUCUCGCUCCAGGAUGCGUUCGUCAUUCCAAGAUUUGAACAAAAAUCCUCCAAAAAAUAAAAUUGCGAAGGCAACACCGAUGUACCAUUGAAUCGCGGACAUUCUUGCUGACUUAGUCGCCUGAACGACAGAUUGCCUAACAAAGCAAGAAAAUUGGGAGAACAGGUCAAUCGUUAGUACGAAUACAAAAUCGAACGAUAGCACCACUGAAUAUACGCUACUGUGUGAAUCCAGGAGAGAGAGAGAGAGAGGGCGGACAUACGCAUUCACAUUGCACCACGAUGUUUGUAACACCUUACCUAUCUCCAACCAACGUCUGGGUAAUCAAUCCUGAUACCCCUAAACUCAAUUCCAAUGACACUUUCUCACAAGCCGUCUUUUCUUCGUCUUUUUCUAAAAUAACCAAAGGACUCAUAACAUCACCAAUACUGAUCCAUUCGCCGUCACGGGUAAACUUCUGCACAAUUUGGAGCCUCAGGUUGAGCGCUGCCUGCUCUCGUUCGGGUAUGUGUUUGGCUGCUUCUUUAUCUUUUACCGCCUUGUAGAAUUUUUCUUCGUCCUUGUCAGAUACUUUGCCCUCGCGACGAAUGGCACAUUCCGCUGCGCUCAGUUCCAAGGAAUACGGUCCUGCGGGGACACGUCGGUCAAAAUCAAAGAUAGUUUUCACAGGGUUCCAUUUCCCGGCCUUGCCAGCGUGAUAAUUUGUCAUCACUCCCACAGCAACGGGGGCAACAUUCAUAGUCUGCAAAGCCAUUUGAGGUUUCGGCUUUUUCUUGUUUGGCAGUUGUACGAAGUUCACAAGACGACCAUGGCUUACCCCA
Pseudo-nitzschia multistriata is the source of this 3325-nucleotide messenger RNA. NCBI's taxonomy places the organism in Eukaryota, Bacillariophyta, Bacillariophyceae, Bacillariales, Bacillariaceae. The record is from the annotation of a GenBank genome assembly.